UAUUAUAAAAAAGCUUGUGCUUAGGUUUGUCAAGUUAUGUCUGAAAUUUUUUGAAGAUGAAAGUUAUCUGUUUACUAGGAAUAUUGUUGGUGGCUUUUGGACUUAGUAAGUCUGAAAAGUGUGUCUGUCUUCAUUGGGCAAACGAUCCAGAAUCAACGUGCCUUGAAAUCCAUUUUUUCGAAGGGUUAAUAAAACAGAAUGUCAGUAUUGCAACUCUUGAUAUUUCACUAAUCACCAUUGAGGAAAAACAGAUAUGUAGAAUACUUACUGAAGAAGAACGAAAGCUAGGAGGGAGCAUUGAUAUAACAACAAACCCAGAUGGAAGUCAUUCUUAUGGUGGCAGCAUAGAUACACCGUUUGGAGGCGUUAGCGGCCAUGUACAUACUUCUCCAGAGGGUCAUGUAACCGGUGGUGAUGGUGGGGUGUCUGCUAGUGUAGGUGGGCUUGGUUCUGUUGGUGUACAUGCUGGUUACGAUAAGGGUAAAGGUGUGAGUGGAGGUUUUCAUGGUAGUGUUGGUGUUCCUGGAGCGGAAGUGGGAGGUUCUUUGGAUGUUAAUUCACAUGGGACUGUUUCUUUAGGUGGCAGUGCAACUUCAGGUGGAACAACGUAUAGUGGCAGCGUUAAUUCCAAAGGAGAAAAAGAUUCUAGCAUUGGUCAAUCAGUUCCAUUUGGGAAAAGAGAUGCUGAGUUGGGAGAAGAAAGUAUGAAUGAGGAAUCUGAAGAAUUAAACAUGAUCAUCAGUAAGCACAAAUUGAAUGACGACAAAUCUGGUGACAUCUUGAUAACAAUACUUAUUCCACAUAGGAGUAGGCUACAACAGUCAAGGAUUACCUACCGUUAAUUCUACACAACAAAUUUAACACUCCAACUACAAGAUACUUGAUGAGAUUACAUAUCAUAAUCGGUGCUACCUACACUGAUGUUCUAUUUUUUUCAUUAUUACAGAAAGUUAAUAAAUGUAUAGAUUUCA
This is a messenger RNA of Mytilus trossulus (common blue mussel), 971 nucleotides long. RefSeq lists its product as uncharacterized. Lineage: Eukaryota; Metazoa; Mollusca; Bivalvia; Mytilida; Mytilidae. The record is from RefSeq and is a predicted model, not a curated record. Bases 57 to 842 code for a protein of 261 amino acids. The transcript is spliced from 5 exons.